AUGCUUAUAAUCUGCUUCUUCAAAAGGAGAAGUUCCUGGAGAAAGGGAAACAAAAGAAAAGAAAAUAUUAAAGAAUUCAUAAGGACUAAUGAAUUCCAUGCUAUCAAGCUGUAUACUUAUUCGGAUAUAAAGAAAAUGACCAAUUCAUUCAAUAACAAAAUAGGAGAAGGAGGUUUUGGUAGUGUUUACAGAGGAAAGCUACCUGAUGGAUGCCCAGUAGCUGUGAAGCUAUUGACCAACACAAAGGGUAAUGGGGAAGAUUUCAUUAAUGAAGUUGCUAGCAUUAGUCGAACUUCCCAUGUGAACAUAGUUACUCUUGUAGGAUUCUCUUACCAGAAGAAAAGAGCUUUGAUCUAUGAAUUCAUGCCUAAUGGAUCAUUAGACAAGUAUAUAGGCAACAAGGAGUCGCCUAAUAAGAGUUUUCAGUUGGAGUGGAAGACAUUGUACCAGAUUGCAAUUGGCAUUGCUCGAGGACUAGAAUAUCUGCACAGAGGGUGCAACACAAGAAUCAUGCACUUUGACAUUAAGCCUAACAACAUUCUUUUGGACAAGGACUUCACCCCCAAAAUCUCUGAUUUCGGCCUGGCAAAACUGUGCAAGAAAAAGGAGAGCGUUGUGUCUCUAUCGGUGUAUGGUGCUAGAGGAACAAUAGGAUACAUUGCUCCAGAAGUUUUCUGCAGAAGCGUUGGAAGUGUCUCCCACAAAUCUGAUGUUUAUAGUUAUGGCAUGACUGUUAUUGACAUGUUAGGAGUAAGGGAGAAUGAAGACACAGGUGUGACUAGUGACUCAUGUUUUCCCAAUUGGAUAUAUGAGCAGCUGGAGCAAGGGUUUGAUUUCAGUCCUGAAGGCAUCACAGAUGAAGAUGAUAAAGAAAUGGCAAUGAAGAUGAUGUUGGUUAGUUUGUGGUGCAUCCAGACGAAUCCAGCAGACCGCCCUUCCAUAAGAAAAGUGGUUGAGAUGUUGGAGGGAAGCAUUGAUUCCUUGCACAUUCCACCAAAAUCAAAUUUCUGUCCUCCAACUGAUGAAUCACCUCAGCAGUCCUCUACAUCAUCUGUUACCACACAAAUCUGA
This is a messenger RNA of Ipomoea triloba (trilobed morning glory), 1071 nucleotides long. Its product is annotated as LEAF RUST 10 DISEASE-RESISTANCE LOCUS RECEPTOR-LIKE PROTEIN KINASE-like 2.1. Gene Ontology annotation, molecular function: ATP binding; protein kinase activity. Gene Ontology annotation, biological process: protein phosphorylation. The coding region runs from base 1 to 1071 and encodes 356 amino acids. The transcript has a single exon. The record is from RefSeq and is a predicted model, not a curated record. Lineage: Eukaryota; Viridiplantae; Streptophyta; Magnoliopsida; Solanales; Convolvulaceae.